GCGCCCGCUUCCGGUCCAGCCCCGCCCAUCUCCUCCUCUUCCUCUCCCCCCGCCCCUCGUCGCGCGAACGCUGCCAGGCCCUCUCGCCGUGUCCCCUGUCAGGGCGGCAGCCGCUAUGUCCGACAAGGAGUUCAUGUGGGCCCUCAAGAACGGAGACCUGGACGAGGUGAAGGACUACGUGGCCAAGGGUGAAGAUGUUAAUCGGACACUGGAAGGUGGGAGGAAACCUCUUCACUAUGCUGCAGACUGUGGACAGCUUGAGAUCCUGGAGUUCCUUCUACUAAAAGGAGCUGAUAUGAAUGCUCCAGACAAACACAAUAUCACUCCACUCCUUUCAGCAGUUUAUGAAGGCCAUGUGUCUUGUGUGAAGUUACUUCUGUCAAAGGGUGCUGAUAAGACUGUGAGAGGGCCAGAUGGUCUAACUGCCUUUGAAGCCACUGACAAUCAGGCAAUCAAAGCUCUUCUCCAGUGACGGAUGGACUGAGAUCUAAUGUCUCUCCUGUGGCCUCACACUGCUGCCUGUCUGUCACUCUUUGUAUCUUCCAGCUUCUUCAGCUAAAUAUUGGGGAGGGAGGAAAAAAAUCACAGUAAAUCAGACUAGUUAGGUACCUCUAUCAAAAAGACAACCUGCUUGGAGAAAGUAGAAAUCCAUAUAAUUGGUUUCUCCUUAGCACUUUGUUCAGGGUACAGUUUUUUCCCCAUUUCUAGCAAAAUUGAACCUCUGCUGGAGAAGGGGCAAAGAAUGGAGUAUGAAAUUUAGUCUGCAAACUUUCCUUGUUCUUCUAAGACUUGCUGGAAGUUUGUCAGACAGAAGCUCUAUCCCUGUACUUUCUAACUUGUAAAGGCAGUAGCAGCCCUGUGCUGCUAUGCUGUCAUCUCCCAGUCAAGGCAGUGGGAUAACUGUAUCCCUGUGCCUUACGUAGGUUGUGCAAUGCUGAAGGCUUUGGUUUAUCAUUCCCCGGUAUUUAACAGUUGGAUGCCACAUUAAUUUUGGCUGCCUAUUUUAACACGGAAUAUACAGUGAUAGCAGGAGUGCAUCUCAAAAAGGGGUGCCGAGGGAUGAUCAAAAUCGUGUGGGGUUUUUUCCACCAUCCAAACAUUUUGUGAAGAACCAGCCAGAUGAUAGACAGUGCUUAGUUCUGGGUAAGAGUUGCUCUUCAAAGACUUCCAGUUGGAACUUCCUCACCCCAGCACAUCAUAAAAUUAACUGGAAGAAAGUGACAACUCCAGACCUAUUGGUGCUAGAGGAUGAUGACUUUGCCCUUCAAGAUUUAGACUCAAAGUAUCUUAAUUACUAAAGAAGGAAUGGCUCUCAGUUUAAGUUAAUUUCAUUCUUUUAAAGAAGGCAGGAGCUUUCUUUGCCCUAGUUUCAUCCUCAACACAUUGAUCUUGUAAAAUGCAUAUGUCUCUGAAAUAAGAUUUGAGUCACUGCUGUGGCAUUGUCUGUGAAAAAUGUAAUUUGACAGAUUAAAUAGUCAUGUUUCCAAAGGAAACCCUGCCUUUAUUGCUGCCCAAUAAAGGAUGCUUCUUUCUACGUGACAUUUCACAAAUACUCUUCAAGAUGACAUUUUUAAAGAACAUUCAGGCAUAAGGUUUUGUAAUAUGCUAAUGUGUUGAUUAGAAGAUGCUGGGGCAAAUAGCACUUGGAUAUUCUUCCUCAGAAACUAUGGAUAAAUUUUGUAUCAUGUUAAAAUUUCCCACUGAGGCUUCUACUGACUUUGCAUCAAGAUGUGCAAUACAAUGUCUUCAUUGUCAUCCAGGUAACUGGCGUGUGCUUUUGUAUACACAUUUCAUAGUAUUGAAUGUACCUUUUCAAUUUUGAAAGCAUUUCAUUUAAAUGGGAAAACCCUCUGUGUACCCUAGUAAAACAGAAUUAGGAAUAUGGCCUCUAUAGACAAUGCAAAAUUGCAGGCUAGCAUUACAUCUUAAAUUGUCAUUUAUUUGUCCCUUAUUAGCACUGAUACCACCCCAACAUUCAAAUAUUCAGCAGCAAAGGGGGAAAGAAACUAGAUUCUUUAAAGGCAUUCUUAAAAGUAGAACCAUGUUAAUCUGGUUUUUUUUGUAUUGGUGCAGGAAUGUGAUGUAGAAAUAGCAAGCUUUGCAUGCAGAGUCUGUGUACUCACAUGUUCACCUUCCUAUGUGACACGAGAGGUGUUGCUUAUGAAGAUGCUAAUUCAGUAAAUGAACAUGUUCAGAUUAAUUUUAAAUCAAAUGUUCUUAGUCAUAGUAGGCAUGAUCCACUUAAUUUCUCCUGAAGUCAAAUGAAAGAUCUGAUGGAUCAAGUGAAGGAGAAAUUGAAAUUGUAUUUCAGGACUGGCUAUUUCAUAACCCUGUGUCCAUUCACCUUCAAUCCUCCUUAGAUAGUAUUAGAUCACUUUGAUCCUCUUUCGUGCAGUUUGUUGCCCCAAUAUUUGAGGCUCUGCCUGCUUGCCUUUUCUUUAAAAACUAUCAUGUUGGCGUUUUGCACAGUUCUUUUUUUCGGGCGCAUCUUUAUUCGCAACUAGAGAUGGAUUCUGAUGUGUGGCUAUAAUAAAGUAUAUUCUAGCCACUUGGGUCAGAAUACUUAAGUGUUUGCUCUAAGCCAAACUAAAGUUUAUGAAUUUGAAAUAGCAUAAAAGGUCCACCCACUGUUUUCUGUCUUAGAAAUUAAGAAAUCAAAUCCAACCUUAGAUAUUUGUGUGAACAGAUCAUGUGCUAUUCAUAUCAUAUCCUACUUUUCAGAAGAAAAAUGAUGGCUACCAAUGUCUUGUGCUCUUAGAUAGUGAAAACUCUUGGAGUAAAUUCUUUUUCCAGGUAGGAAACUUAAGAGAAGUCAAAGCUAGCACUCUAGAAAUCAAAUUCUAGCACCAAUAUCCUUCCUUUCCUUUCAGAUUUCAAUUUAAGAUAAUGACUUGCGGUAUUAAAGCUUUCUGCUCCCCUUUGUAUAGGCAUUGCUUUCUUAACUUAGUUCUUUAAUGCAGUACUAAAUGGGUUAAUUGAUGGAUAGAAGAAGCUGGUAAGAGUGGAAUGUCCUAGUUGAGCAGUUGCAGUGUUGCAUGCUAAAUCUCAAACUGAACAGUCUUAUAUUUUAUAAAUGGGGAAAACAAUCACAUCUUUCUACCCAAUUGAUGGAAGAAAAGUAGUGCUUUGUGCAUUUUGAUAUUUGACCUUUUUCCACAAUGUAACUAUUUUGACACAGUUUGGUUUAUCAUUAUCAUGGUUCAUAGACAUUGGAUUGCUAAAUGAUACUGUGUUAAGUUUGUGUUGCAAGAAUGAAUGGAAUAAACUUGAAUUGUGCUAUAGAAAAAUCUGAAGCUUUAUCUGCCUCUGUAUCCUUCCCACGCUGUUCUCCCUCAACUGCCAACCUUAUAGAAUUAUAGCUCUACUAUAAUCCUCUGCAUCUAGCACUUUGCAACUUCAUUAAAAUCCUUUGUAAAACC
This is a messenger RNA of Lacerta agilis (Sand lizard), 3419 nucleotides long. RefSeq names its product myotrophin (gene MTPN). The coding region runs from base 116 to 472 and encodes 118 amino acids. Gene Ontology annotation, biological process: regulation of barbed-end actin filament capping. The record is from RefSeq and is a predicted model, not a curated record. Gene Ontology annotation, cellular component: cytoplasm; nucleus. The transcript is spliced from 4 exons. Lineage: Eukaryota; Metazoa; Chordata; Lepidosauria; Squamata; Lacertidae. Gene Ontology annotation, molecular function: protein binding.